CAGGCUCUUGGCCGGGGUGAAGGGUGCCCCCUGCGUCCUUCUUCCCUCCGUGGUGCCAGCCAUUUCUCAGGAGCCGAGUCUGCCUACAAACUCAACCACUAGGGUUCCUAGCUUUCACCUGAGGGUCGCGGCGCACGUGCGGCGGAUACUCCCACCCCCCGUGGGAGGCGGGGUCGUGCUCAGAGCCAAUGCGAGCUUGGGAGGUGGAGGGGUAGGGAAGCUUCCAGAGGCCGAUAAGGAGGAGGUUAUAAAAGGGACCGACGCCAGACCAACGCCAGAGCCAUGCAGCCCAAGCGGGAGUACGAGCUGUGGUGUGAGAGGGUGAAUCCAGAGAACAAGGCGGCGCUGGAGGCGUGGGUCAGGGAGACGGGUAUCCGCCUGGUGCAAGUGAACGGGCAGAGGAAGUAUGGCGGGCCACCCCCAGGCUGGGUGGGCAGCCCGCCGCCGCCCGGGUCCGAGGUGUUUAUCGGUAGGCUGCCCCAGGACGUGUACGAGCACCAGCUGAUCCCACUGUUCCAGCGCGCCGGCCGCCUCUACGAGUUCCGCCUGAUGAUGACUUUCAGCGGCCUGAACCGGGGCUUUGCCUACGCCCGCUACAGCUCGCGGCGCGGGGCCCAGGCCGCCAUCGGUCCGGGCCUUCAGGAGGCGCUGCUGCUGCCCAGCCCCGGACUGGCGCUCACGCAGAUGGCACUGCUCAAGUUCAGCUCGCACCGUGCAGCGGCCAUGGCCAAAAAGGCCCUGAUGGAAGGGCAGUCACGCCUCUGUGGAGAGCAGGUGGCUGUGGAGUGGCUCAAGCCAGACGUGAAGCACCGACUCCGCCAGCAGCUUGUGGGGCCCUCGCUGAGGUGCCUACAGCCAGAAGGCAGUGGGUUGGCCCUCGCUAGGGACAAGCUAGCGUCCCAAGGGGCUCGAACUGCCUUGCAGCUGCUGUGCCAACGGAUGAAGCUGGGUAGCCCAGUGUUCCUCACCAAGUGCUUGGGCACGGGCCCUGCUGGCUGGCACCACUUCUGGUACCAGGUGGUGAUCCCUGGGCAUCCAGUGCCCUUCAGUGGCCUCAUCUGGGUUGUGCUAACCGUGGAAGGGCAGGAUGGGCAUGAGGUGGCCAAGGAUGCUGUGUCUGCACGGCUGCUGGAGGCACUGAGCGAGUCUGGGGCCCGCCUCCUUUCAUGUGCUGGGGCAGUGAGCGAGUCUGGGGCCCGCGCCCUGUGGUCUGCUGGAGCUGAGGCAGGUACCAUGGUUAAGCAGUAACCCCAUCCUCUACAGGCAGCCUGAACAAGUCGGCAGAGCCUGUGUCAGUCCCCAACCCAGCAGGUCUGGGCAGCCACCAUCUGAUCCCCAAAAAGGGAGGCGCAUGGGCCCUGCCCUAGGCCUGACACAGCCUCCCAGCUGGGGCACAGCCCCAGUGCACUUGGAGACACUUAGCUCAGAUUUGGCUAAGUUGUGGUGAG
Molecule: messenger RNA, 1448 nt
Organism: Myotis brandtii (Brandt's bat)
Lineage: Eukaryota; Metazoa; Chordata; Mammalia; Chiroptera; Vespertilionidae
Gene: DND1
Product: DND microRNA-mediated repression inhibitor 1
Exons: 5
Coding region: 283-1248 (321 amino acids)
Biological process (GO): germ cell development; negative regulation of miRNA-mediated gene silencing; mRNA stabilization
Cellular component (GO): cytoplasm; nucleus
Molecular function (GO): mRNA binding
Source: RefSeq, a predicted model, not a curated record